Pectinophora gossypiella (pink bollworm) is the source of this 1460-nucleotide messenger RNA. RefSeq names its product ubiquitin-conjugating enzyme E2 G1. The record is from RefSeq and is a predicted model, not a curated record. The transcript has 5 exons. Lineage: Eukaryota; Metazoa; Arthropoda; Insecta; Lepidoptera; Gelechiidae. The coding region runs from base 92 to 598 and encodes 168 amino acids. Gene Ontology annotation, molecular function: ubiquitin conjugating enzyme activity. Gene Ontology annotation, biological process: protein polyubiquitination; proteasome-mediated ubiquitin-dependent protein catabolic process.
GUUUCACAACCUGCCCAAAACUCAGCCAGCCAUCUUUUGUGGAAAAAUCAUUUGUUUCGUGUCGUCAGGGUAAAUUUCACAAUUGUAAUUAAUGUCAGAGCCACAGUCUUCGCUUUUAUUAAAAAAGCAAUUAGCAGAACUGAACAAAAAUCCGGUAGAAGGCUUUUCUGCUGGAUUGAUAGACGACAAUGACAUAUACAGAUGGGAAGUCCUCAUUAUUGGCCCUCCAGACACAUUGUACGAGGGCGGAUUCUUCAAGGCACACUUACACUUUCCAAAGGAGUACCCUCUGAGGCCACCCCGGAUGAAAUUUGUCACUGAAAUAUGGCAUCCAAACAUUGAAAAGAAUGGUGAUGUAUGCAUAUCAAUACUGCACGAGCCAGGUGAUGACAAGUGGGGCUAUGAGAAGGCAUCAGAGCGGUGGCUUCCAGUUCACACAGUGGAGACAAUCCUCAUCAGCGUCAUCUCUAUGCUGGCUGACCCUAAUGACGAAAGCCCUGCUAAUGUUGAUGCUGCGAAAGAAUGGAGAGAGCGAUAUUCGGAUUUCAAAAAGAAAGUUGCCAGAUGUGUUAGGAAAAGUCAAGAGGAUUGCUUUUAGAAGCAUCAGUGGGAUUUAGUAUGCAGAUUAUUAUUGUUGGAAAAGGGCCUCAUGACAGUUACACAACACACCACAAAGACCGAGCCACCCGCGCGGCCGCGGGCCCUCCUCGCGCACCACGCCACUGUAAAUGAGUGCUCAUUCUGUUUCUCUUUGCAGAAAGAAUGGAGAGAAUCAUAUUCGGAGUUUAAAAGAAAAGUAGCACAGUGUGUGAGAAAAAGCCAAGAAGAUUGUUCCUAAACAGUGCCCUUUUUCAUUGAUCUAGUUGGAUAGUGAGUGUUUGGUGAUGCAGUGAGGACAAGCAGGCCCCGCGCGCCCGCGCGGCCUUCCACCGGCCCAGAGACAAUAUUGAAAUUGAUUUAAAAUAAAUACUUAUUGUAAUUAAAUGGUAUCGCUGCCGUAUUUUAUAAAUAAUAAAUUAAAAAUAGAAUUGAAGGUCUUUUUCAUCUUUUUUAAGACAUGUUAGCUAGCUAUUGUUAUGAUAUGAAAUGUGUAUGGUAAUUUUUAUAGAGAAACAAAUCUGCAUUUCUUUCUUUUACUUCAUCAUAAUGUUUAAAAGUUUGAUCUCUGUAUAGUAGAAACCAAAUCUGAUGUUAUUUAACAACUAUUUAUUAUAUAUUGCAGUUUGUAUAAGAUUGUGAACAUGCAAAGGAAACACAUGUAUAAAAAUUGUAAAAGCAAUUACUCAGGUCUUGCAUGUAAAAUGUUAGUUACCGCAGCAAUGUUUAUGAGAGUGGAAUACACACUGGUAUCUAAGCAAUGAUAAUGUCGCUUCUCUGAUCCACAAUUUUUAUUAGUGCUAAUUUUAGUAGAAUAAACCUAAUUAUAAUUUUUACUGAAUAAAUACAAUUUUUGUAAAAUA